Molecule: messenger RNA, 2533 nt
Organism: Condylura cristata (star-nosed mole)
Lineage: Eukaryota; Metazoa; Chordata; Mammalia; Eulipotyphla; Talpidae
Gene: ALKBH2
Product: alkB, alkylation repair homolog 2 (E. coli)
Exons: 4
Coding region: 297-1079 (260 amino acids)
Biological process (GO): DNA repair
Source: RefSeq, a predicted model, not a curated record
GCAGCCCGGAAGCAGUGCUGCCUGGCUGCGUUUGUUUCCUUCAGCCUCUUUGGAUAUUUGCGGGAGUCAAAGCUGAGCAGAUGCUGAGAUUUUAAAGGGAGCCCUGUCCACCAGACCCCCUGCAGAUGUCAGAGUCUUAUUUUCUGUUAGUUCAUCGGACAUGGGCUUAAACUUUUAAAAGGAAUUUUGCUACUAAACUUCGCUGAACAAAUAGACCUUGAAGCUUUGCAUCUACCUGAACAACCUCUCCCUGUGCCCCCUCCCUGGCUCCCAAGUCUUUAUUUUGUGGAGACAGAAUGGACAGAUUCCUGGUAAAGCGGACUAUUGGGGGCACUUUGGGAAAGAGGGAGCAAGAGCAGAGGGCAGAAGGCCCAGCCGAGUUGGCAGGCAACAAGGAAGACAGCAGGAAAAGGCCCAGGAGAGAAGAUCCCGGGAAUGGAGUCGCCUGGGCCCCGUCCAGCUGGCGGCACAUCGGAGCCCAGGGUCUGGACUGUGAUUACACGAUUCUGUUUGGCAAAGCCGAAGCCGAUGAGAUUUUCCAAGAAUUGGAGAAAGAAGUGGAGUAUUUCACAGGUGCGUUGGCCAGGGUGCAGGUGUUCGGGAAGUGGCACCCCGUACCCAGGAAGCAGGCCACGUUUGGUGACACUGGGCUGACAUACACGUUUUCCGGCCUCACUCUGUCUCCCAAGCCCUGGAUCCCAGUUCUGGAGCGAGUCCGGGAUCGUGUUUCUUUGGUGACUGGACAGACCUUCAACUUUGUGCUUGUCAACAGGUAUAAAGAUGGCUGUGACCACAUUGGGGAGCACCGAGAUGAUGAAAGAGAACUGGCCCCUGGAAGCUCCAUCGCCUCGGUCUCCUUUGGGGCCUGCAGAGACUUCUUCUUCCGGCACAAGGAUUCUCGAGGAAAGAGCCCGUCCCGCAAGAUGGAGACCGUCCGGCUUCAGCUGGCCCACGGAAGUCUACUUAUGAUGAACCCCCCAACCAACACCCAUUGGUACCAUAGUCUGCCCGUCCGAAAGAAGAUUCUAGUUCCGCGGGUCAACUUGACAUUUCGUAAAAUUUUGCCUACUAAAAAGUGAAAAUGUUUAUAACUGUUUGCACUUCUCAUCUCCUUCCUUCUGUGUGGAGAGGGAGCUGGCAUUUCUGUUGCCAACAGGGCACACAAAUAGGUUAAAUCAAGAUGCAGGACUUAAUAUAUAGCUGUAGAACUUGGGAGAACGUUUGUACCAUAUAGGUAAAUGAUUAGAAAAUACUAGUUGAUUUUUUCCUAGCAAAAUGAUUCUUUUAUUGCUAUGUUACACAGCAGAUACAAAAGGGAGCUUUAGCAAAUACAGAAAUCAGCAAUUAUGGCAAAAACUCCUAACUUAAGUUUCUGUCAAAAAAAAAACUACUUUGUAAAUAACUUAAAACUAGAAAUAGUAUUAUCUGGCUACAUUUAAUGUCUAAUAAUUUACAAAAUGAAGAAGUAAGCUUUAAGGUCAGGUUAAGAGACUUUCACACAUAAUUCACAUUUACAACCUUGGCCCAAGCCCCGGCCCUCUGACCAAAGAUCUGCUUACACGGAAACCUUUAAGCUGCAGCCCUUUCGCGCUGGCGCCUCUCGCGUGGGGAUUGCAAAGAGCGAGAAGUGGCGAACAGCAAUCAUUUAAAGCCACGGCUUUGUGAUGCAGCUUAUGGCCAUGCGACCAGACAUUAGUUCUGCCAGACUCAGGCAAAACCGGUACACUCGCUCCAACAUCAAAGCCAGGGGCUGUCUGUCUGAAACGGAGUCAGAAGGACGCCAGCGAGGGCAGCGCGGACAGCUCUGCCGCCGCUCGCACUCGGACGCCCGGCCGGACGCCCGGCCGCGUGCGCGUGCGCAGCUUCCCAGCGCAGCCCGGGGCCUGCGACAUGCGCGCAGGUGCAAGGUGGGCCUGGCCUGGGCCCCUGGACCGUUAGCUGCCACCAAGGCGCCAUUGAGAAGUGUCCACGGGCUCGCCCCACUACAGGGAGCGGGGCUCCUCUUCUCCCGUGACUCUGGAUUGGUCUGAUUCCAAUCACUCUGAAGAGUCUUUGCAUUUGGUACUUUUUUUUUUUUAACUUAAAUUAAGGAUCUAGUUAACAGAUGCUAGAAUUUCAUCACAAUUCCUUCGACCCUGUGUUAUGCAGUUGAUCUGGAGAGGGAAGAAACUGCUCAGUACUGUCUUUGUGUUAGGCCCCUGGAAACCUGUAAAUUUAGAGGAUGGACUACAGCAAAAUUAAUUAGAAGUCAGCAGCAGUUGUAUGUUUUCAAAAAAUCAAACUUUGUUUUUGUAGAAGAGGUUGGACUUUGAUGGUCAUCAAAUCUAACCCUUCACUUUCCACAAACGAGGCGACGUGCGGAGUCGCAGCCCCGAGGCCCGCACCCUUCUUUCUGAGUCAGGCUCCCGUCAGCAGGGCUCGCCCAGGUCGCUGGGCUCCAGCCCGUACUCCAGGGAGCUCUGCAGGGCAGGAAAGACAUGGCUGAGAAUGACCAUUUACGAUGAUCACAGGGUAACAAAGGGGUGUCGAACAG